GAGAGUAGGCACGUGACGUCACAGCCGCAGGGGGGAUGAAUCUACAUCCGUUUCGUUUUCGGGUUCCGGUGUAACGGAGUCAACGGAGUUGCGUGUGUGUGUUGUAGCGUGUGCCGUCGGCAAGAUUUUGAUCGCUGGUGUCAGAGCGAAAUCGGCGUGUUCGUGGGGCCUCACGGUACGGUGAAUCGCGACCAGAUCGGCUCGUCAAGGGACAGCCAGGCCUCCCCCAUCUCCCGAACCCUUCGAAGCCUCACGCCGGGCCGUGGUUUUGUGGUGUGUGACGCCAGGGAGUGUCGAACCUCGCAAGCAUUCUAACCUCACGUGGCGGUCCCCGACGCAGCGCAGCGGCUGAACGAGAGAAAUGGCGGCUUCGGUGCAAGACGGCCCUACGAACCGCAGUGAGCUCGAGAUGCUCCAGAUGAGGGCCAAUCAGGAGACGGACGAGUCACUGGAGCGAACCCGGAAUAUGAUAUCAUUAUGUGACGAGAGCAAGGAAGCCGGGAUUCGAACUUUAGUGGCUCUGGACGAGCAAGGAGAACAACUGGACCGAAUCGAGGAAGACAUGGACAAGAUCAACGCGGACAUGAAGGAAGCCGAGAAGAAUCUCACCGGCAUGGAGAAAUGCUGCGGCAUCUGCGUCUGCCCCUGCCAGAACCCCUACGAAGCGGGCAAGGAGUUCAAGGAGGACGCCAGCACGUGGAAGGCGAACGAAGACGGCAAGGUGGUGAAUAGUCAGCCUGCGAGGGUAAUGGACGACCGCAACGGGGCCGGACCAACCAGCGGAUACAUCGCCAGGAUCACCAACGACGAUCGGGAGAAUGAGAUGGAAGACAACAUGGUUCAGGUGUCCACCAUGAUCGGGAACUUGCGCAAUAUGGCUAUCGACAUGGGCAGCGAGAUUGAAUCGCAAAAUCGGCAGAUCGACAGGAUCAACCAGAAGGGGGCGUCGAACGUGGUCCGCGUCAAGGUGGCUCAGGAUAGGACGGCUAAGCUCAUGAAGAGCUGAAAGAAUUCGACGGCAGACCAAGGCACUCGCGACGCGCGAGGGCCGAUGAUUCUCCUGAUUUUAUAUCCUCCGGGUUUCUUUAGGUGUCCUUUGGGGACCUCCUUUCACUCGCACCUUGUACAUGUUUUUUUUUUUUUUGUUUGAGCGCGAAAUUAUUAAUGCGAGUGGAGGAAACAAAAGGUUCACGAGUGAUUUUUAGUAACCAAUACAUAGAACUAAGGAAUGGGCGAUCCCUUGAGAUCGCCCACCCCAUUUUUUCUCUCAAUUUUUUAACUCUCCCAUUUGUAUUUUCGCAGUAAUCUUUUAAUGGCACCCAGUUCACCGAAACAAUUCUUCCACAAAUCCCAGGGUAUUUUCUGAAUUUAAAAGGGGGAAAAGAAUAAACACGAAAGGCAGAAAACAAAUCAUGUCUUAUGAAGGCACCAAUAGUAUCCCGUUUCAAUUUCCUUUCGUGCUUUUUGGUACCUGCUUGUUUGUUUCAGGGAUGAUGUUUGUUUGCGAUUAUUAUUUUUACUUUUGGCACUGUUUGGUUGUUAUGUCGCACAUUCGCAUGGGACUGCAUCUUUGCCUUUUGUGUUAUUUGAGAUUGAAACGUUGUGACUAUGAUUAGGUCUUGUUUUGUUUUAUUUUGGCAGGGUGCUCGCUUCCGACAAGAAGUUUAUGAAAAAAAUUUUAAAUUAAUUUAUUGUGAAAUUUAUGUUUCGUGUUUUAAAUGUGUUUCUUUUUGUUGGCGCAACCAAGCAAACUGGGGUGAUAGACUGAAUCACCAGACCCAUUCAUUAAGUCUUCAAAACUCGGGUAUAAGCAAGUAUUUCUACACUGACAUAUAUCUUAAGUAAUAAUUAUAUUAAUCAUUACAUAAGUAUGUAACUCUAAAACACUCUCUUGUGGAAUCUGAUGCGUUUAUGGGAAAACUAAGCUAUCCCUUAAUUAAUAUGAGUGAGGUGAAUUUUAACGCCAGCUUUCUAAUACCGUUACUAUGGUAAAAUUGAUCGAGUAGCGGGAUUAAAUCGAUUGGAUUUCUCUACUGGACCACGGCGUCAUUUGAUCGCGCUGAUUGGCUGGUUUGUUCACGUGACACUACGACACCCCUUAUUUGAACCCCGAGGAGCGUUUUGCUUGGUUGUCGUGAAGCAGGCGCUAAGUCUAUACCUGUGAUCAUUUUCGGUAAGAUGUAUGUACUUAAGUCACUUAAGUUGCUCGGUUCCUGUUUUAUAAAGUGUGUUUCUAGAUUUAUUUUUUUUUUUUUGUUUAAAACGAAGUGUCAUUUUGAUUUGCUAAUCUAACUCCUCCUCCGCUAGUUUUGAUUUGCCUACCAAGUUUAUUUUUGUUUUCUCUGCGAUGUUCGUUUGCUCUGUUUUGCAUAUCACGACGCCGAGUUUAUGUAUGCACCUUCGACAAUUGGACUUUGUUGGUAUGUAGGCAUCAUGUAGUUUUUGUCACCUUGCCGGUUUUGCUGUACUGCUUUCUUGAGGUUCGGGAUCUUUCACAGAUUGCGUUUGUUUGUAACCGUUAGCGUUUCGACUGAUGCCCUUUAAUGUUUAAUGUAUAUAUUUUCUGAUUUCAGUGUCGCACUUGUAAAUCAAUAUAUUGGUUAACCUUGCCUAUCUACCUGAACACAGUCGCGUCAUUUUUUUGGGCCGUCACCAGUAUUAUUAACGUUGGGGCUGUCGUUGGGAGUUACGUUCUGUGACGCUCAUGAACCACGCGCGAAUGAAACGCAAGUGUGGCGGACUACGCCUGUCACUUGUUUCUUCAAAACACAUGACACGAAGUUGACGAUUUUUUGUGUGUGUGUUUGGCGGGUUUUCUGCACAAAGCACUCUGACAACUUCCUCCAUUCUUCUAGAACAACUGUACGGGAAUGGGAAAAAAGGAAACUGUUGGGGAUGUACCGAGCACGUACUCAAACUGGUUCACUUUUAUUGUUAUCUCGUUGAGAGGAAAGGAGAAGGUAGCAUGGUACAGGCUGUUAAGUUUUGGGGUUGUUUUGUGUUCGUGGGGUUUGUUUGUUGUGUUUGAGAAUACCGAUUGAAGAUCCGUCGGGAGACGACGGAUGUUACGAGUGAUAUGUCUGGCGAAUUUAAGUACUAGUGAAAGCUUAAGUGUGAGUUUUUCGCGAUGCACCCGAUGAUCCAACGUCGAUCUCAAAGUUUGUUGGAAGUGAAGCUUACGGAGAAUUGAAAGUGGUUGGCGUGUUGGUGGCUGACGAUACAUUCCCUCGAGAAGAAACACGCUCGCAGUACCAUUGUGCUGUUUUUCGUCGGGGACAAAAUUGGCUGCCUUGUUUGAUUUGCGGAAUGUUUCCUUUACGAAUCUGCUUGCCAAUAUUUUUUUUUUCUUGCCUCUGUGAAGCGCCGACUGGUUUUGUUUGUUCUUUCUUGCUGUGCCUAACCCCUUGUUUGAAUCGUGCGUUGGAACAAUUUUGCCGAUUUGGGCUGUCGAUGCGUGCAUUGUUUCACCAUCUUCAAUAUGUUUUUUUUUCCUUCUCUCUUCAUCCUCCUCCUUCAUCACCCAAAACUUCCCAACCUCCAUUUCGUUCUGAUUUGUUUGUCUGAUUAUAUGUCCUACCGUUUGCUGCUGCUUUCAAAUAUAACGUUUUUCUUUCGGUUUACCUCGCUUUGUCGUUUUUAAUGUCCCCUGUCCUCGCCCGAUUUGCGACGUACUCAUUGUCAUCGACAUUCUGAUCCCCUUUCUCGCAUCACACCCUCCCCUCUUUAUUUCUCACUCUCCCUCCUUCGCGACGUUGGCGCCAUCUCCCGUAGACGGAGUCCAACAAGUUACGCAUCGAGGAAGCCAAUAAACGGGCCACCAAGCUGCUCAAAUGAAGGUCGAUCGAAGCACCGCAGCCGCUGCAAGUGCUGGGACCGGAAGCAGACGACGCCGCCGCCAUCUUUCCCUACGACGUCAGCGCCACCUGGCCAAUCGAAACGUAUUUGCGCAGGCGCAGUCGAACGAGUCGCGCAUCUCGGUGGCCAAUCAGCGCGCCACCAAGCUGCUCAAGGACUGAGCAGCGGGUGGUGGUUCCCGGUCCAUGGUGGGCGAAGAAGAGGGUCAAGAUGGCGUCGCUGUCGUCGUCGUCUCCUCGCAGUCGUCUGCUUGUUACGCGGUUUCGGUUUCGUUUCGGCACGGAUGCCGUCUGCUUCGGUUUACUCUUGUGGCUCCCCCGCGUCCCUUGGCGUUUGUGAAGAGUUUUCGCUUCCUGCUUUUAUUUUUUCUUUGUUUCUCUCUGAGGUUUCAGGUGUUGUUGUUGUGCAUCAACUGCGUCAAGUUUCAGGUGGACGCACAAAGCGUAGAUAUUGUCCCGAUUAACAACAACCGGAAGAGGUGCGAUCCCUGUAAUGGUGAAGGACGGUUUUUCCUCUAGCUGCGCCUAUCUUCCGGUUGAAUUGGUCGGGCUGUUUGCUGUUGCCAGGCGCUUCAUUCGAAUCGUUUUGUGCGCUACGGCCCUUGUAUACGUUACUAACUGGUAUGUGAUCAAAUCUUUUCGCGUCAGCUACGGACCACUGAUUUGGAUUUGAAUAUUGACUACCAAAAAAUAAACAAUUUAUUUGGGUCAAUUAGUCACCAAUUAUGUAUAUUAAAAAAAUUUCGAUCCGUCAAAAAUAAAUCUUGUUGGCACUACGUUUCUUGUUUUUAAUGCUCCGGCAAUAGUUCUGUUUUUCUUGUUUUUUUAUCCUCGUAAAAUUAUUUUUUUUUAUGCGCACAAUGUUUGUAUAUGUUAUUCGAAUCAAAAUCGUUCCUGCACAUAUCAGAACCGUGUGUUCGACCACCUGAUUGGUGUCUGCGUCACGCCUGGUCUACUGGUCGUUUUAAGCAAGCAUGUUAAACCUAAACUUUCGACAACAACAACAAAAAAGAAUUGUUCCUGAAGUUUUAGUCUUUUCAGUGUCCUUAUCGCGUUGAAUUGUGCAAUCUGACGGCCUGGUGGUACCAGUCUAAUAGUUGUACGAGUCCACUCGCAGAUAUGUGAAACGCCCCAUUAGAAGGGAUUGGAUUGUAGAGGCCUAACCUUCUAUACAGGGAUUGGGCGAUCACACACGGGCAACCAUGUCAGUCCUCAGCGUCGCCAACCGCCGGUUGUCGGUUCGCUGAGGAUGUGCGAUCAUUUGUCGAACCUAAGCUCCGACUGGUUUCGGCAAACCUUCGAGCUUCUUACAAAUCCGACGAAGUUCCUCUUGCACAGUGGGAACAGGUAUCGGCUCCGGGUUUUGUGAUCACGAAGAGUUUAUCCUGAGCUUCCGCUAGCUUAAGGUACGAAGAAAAAAAAGCGUUUCAUGUCUCUCAAGUAUUUUGAGUGCCACAAAGGUGUAUCUCUCAUAUCUGCGAGUGGAGUUAAGCAGCUAUAGCCUGAUCUGUAAAGUUUCCUCCGUUUCAGGCAAUGCGCGCGUCGCAGACCAGCAUGACUUGGCUUCGAAGAAGAAAAGUCUUCGUUUUAUUGCUUCAGCGGGGAAGGUAGCGGUCGUCUGUACGACGCUGUAAUCGGUCAAGCACAAAGUAAACAGAGAAAAGUUAAAAUGCAUUCUUACUUAAUUUUAAAGAAGAGAGAAUUUUCGAAAGUCUCUUAUUCGAACGUGUAGGGUGCAUUAUGUUUUUUCCAGUGCGGUAUCCAGUCCAUUGCUUUCUUUGUUUGAAACCACAUUGUUGGCAUCUCUUUAACAUAACACUUAUGGUAAUAACGAGCAACAUCACGGUUAAAGAAACGAGGUGGAAACUCUCGCCUCUGGAAUUGGGGCGAGUGUUUUCACUUCUUUUUACGACGGUGGUGGUGCGUGUUAUAAUGGCAAACAUGCUUAUCUGUACGGGCGAUAUGAGAAAUUGGGAUUAGUAGUAGCCAUGGUCGUGGCGCCCGCAUUGCCUGGAGACAGAGUCCGACACCUUUGAUUGUUUUGGUCCUUCGAAAUCAGGAAUACAUUUUGUAGUUGGUCGCCAGAAAGGGCCGAGAAAUUUUUUUAUAAGAAAACUCGUGCUCAAAGAAUGUUGUACAAUCCUUGUUUUGGGGUCUCAAAGCAGUACCCUUUGCCUGUUGAAGGAGCAAUUGAUGUGUUAAUAUUAAAUGACCACAACGAAAAAGAGAUGGCACUCUUUUCGCGAAAACUUUUUGGUGCCAUCUUUGUGUGGCUUAGCGCAACAACGGUUUGCUCUCACUUAUUUCAUUUCUGUGAUGGGACGAAAAAAAAAAUUUCUCGUGUUGUAAUUUUUUUAUUAUUCACUUUGAGCGGAUCGGGCUCUCACUAGCGCCUCCUUUCGUUCAAAUGCAAGUGCACUUACACGUUUGCGUUUCCGACGUUCCACGCUGUUGAGUUGUGCUUCCUCGCCGCUAGGGGGAUUCUCAUCGCAUCUAGUUUUCUGGUAGUUGGAUUUUGUGUUUGGCUUUUUGUGUUCUAGAGUUCCGCGCCGGUUUCGUUCCAGACGCUGACGGCUCACACUCGCGAGGUGCGCCUCCUUGAAAGAAGCCACCCGGCUCCCGACAGUGGGGGGCGCUCGCGUCGGGUAGUGGGCGUGGCCCACCGUGGCUACGCCCCUUCCGGCGCCAUGCGUGACGUUGCUGGGACGUUUGAACGCGCGAAGCCCUUACUGCCGGGGCCACGUCGGCCGUUCUUCAAGGGCGCGCGCCCGUGUCGAGGGUCCUCCAUGGUGCGUCUAGAAAAGACUGGGACCUCCGCGGUCUGCCGCAGUAUGUUUGAUGACCCGUGUCAUCCGGCGUCGAAUCACGGGGUGUAACACGCCUUGUGUGUGUUGACGUAGUUUUCUUACAAGGCAACUUUGGUGACGGCUAGCAAGAAAAAGUAACUGGUCAUGUGUCAAUAGGUGACUGUAGUUGCUUUCGUGUCUUUACCAACACCGUCUAGAGUCAAGGCCCGUGAACAGCGUUCUCGACCUUUAUGGAACGUCAUCAGCCUAGGAUGGCGCCAGUUCAUCACCUGGGCCUGACGCCGACGCCCAGUGUCGGCGUCGAAGGGCGCUCUGUCUCCUCUCGAUCUCACUGCGCAGGCUUCGAUUAUUCUAGGUGGUGUUGAUCCGACUGCCGCACUGCUGCGAAGCGGCUACGUCCCACAGCGUAUUCUCGAAUGUUGGUGACGUCACCCGACUCCGAUGUCAUGUGAGGGUGACGUCAGUGGCGGCCGCGGGGACACCUAGCCCCUUCGGGAUGCACCACGGGGGUCCCGCUAUUUUGACGCCGCUACCAUCCGGUGGCAUGUCGUCGAGACUCAACGAAAGAAGGAAAACUAAGAAAUAAAAGAAAAUACGAAGAAAGACAUCACGAAAGCGACAUUUUCCUACCGUGUACGACGAGGAGUGAGGAGCUGACGACUCGUCUGUGUCGUCAUCGUCGCACGUUUCGACGAGAAGAACGCGUUGUCCUCGCUGACGGUGAUCGCAUCUCGACUUCUGUUCUUUUGUAGACUCGUUCUUUUUGGUUUUGUUUUCUUCGAGCCCUGUGAUAACGUAAUGGAAGGAGAGCGACCAAUUCGGUUUCGAGAAGCCGUAACCGGUCCUCGAGCUUCGAAUGGGAAUGCGAUGGCCUAUAGUGAUCGAAAUAGUGAAUACCGCAGCCCCCUAUAGUGGGCAAGCGGGUUCUGGUAAACCUGCAAAGGUUUGUCGGCUGUCGUGCUUUGGCGAAUCACCCUCGUGGUCGUGUAUACCGGCACUAGGGUCGGUGUCUCGGUUGUUGUUUUUUGUUUUGUUUUUUUCCUCGUACACUUACGGAUCGAUGUUCUAGCUUAGCUUAGCUUUUUCUCCUGGUUGUGUAGACUUCGUGUUCGUCGAUCGACCCCGACCUUCCACACUACCUUUUCGACUUGUCGGUUGUUACGAAUUGCUUUGCUGAAUAACAAAACAAAGAAAUAAAGGAAAGGGGACGACAUUCCCUGAGCGCUCCGUUGUCCCAGGUCAGCUAACGAUGUUGAGGAAACAUAACGUGUGAAUAUUUCUGUGGUCUUCAUCCUAAGAGUUAUUUUUGGCCGCAAACGUUGUUUCUAAGAACAGAUUAGACUCGUUGGUAGAAGAAGCAGGAAAUAUUUAUACCGUUCAUACUCUCGAUUGUUUAAAGUACUCGUGCACAUCACGACAAUGGCAAUGGAAGCCACCUUAGACUGUAUAUUUGGUCGUUCCUAUCCGUUUAACUAACAAAGUAAGACUAACCUUCUGUGCUUACUGAUGAAGGCGUUACCUGAGCGAGUGUUUCAUGAAAAUCGUAGAAAGUACGCUUCGGUCAUAACCUCCGCGGAAGGGAAGGAAACUACUCGAGCGGUCGUCUUGUCAAUACAAUCGCAUCUCGCCCCCCUAACGCACAUCAUAUUAACCGACAUUAAUAUUCCUCACGCUGUUUCUCAUAAAGCUGUACUCAUUACACCAUUAUAGUUCUCGGUAUCUACAGACUGACGCGUCGCAGGACACAAGUUACGAGGAGUCUUAAGGUCGGUUCAGACACUUGCGUUUGAGUGCGUUUGACUGCGUUGCGUCGAGAACCGAAAGCGACUCACCGGCACAUCUGUGCUUCGUAUGAAGCGUGCAAUCCAAUUCAAAGAACCAUCUUAGCACGCGAUAUAAGUAGCAGGGAUGUCCUGGUUUCUCGCUGCCGCAACGCAGUCAAACGCAGUCAAACGCAACUGUCUGAACCAGGCUUUACUUUCUACGAACCGCCGUUGUUGACCGCCUACGCGCUUGGAGGAUAAGCUUCCUGAGAUAUACUAGGUGCUGUCGAUGGUUAUGUGUAGUUCCUUAUUAACCCGAAGACGUACUGCUACACGGAUGGAAAGACUUCUCUGGAAUACUACUCCAUAGUCCGUGACGUUGAAUAGAAUUUUCUUGUGGAAGUUUGAAGCUUGUUCGGAAGCUGAAGCUGUCGGGUUAGAGGGUGUCUUUUCUCGGCGUUGUUUCUGGUCUGUAGUACCUUGUUCCAUCGAUGUUGUGACAAACUUCGAGUGAGAUUUGAAAGGAAAAGAAAGGAGGAAAGGCAACAAAUGCAUUCCAUUCAUUGCGACAGGGUGAAGACGUGCGAAGUGAGCGAGAAAGAAAAAAGGAAAUGGUGUGAAUUAAGCUCGAUAAGCCUUUUCUUGCUGGGGUCAUUUCACAUUUUCUGUACAUAUAAAUAGCACGCGGUGUUUUAGGAUAUCGUUGGAAUAGCUGGAUUGUACUUUUUUUGUGUGUUUUCUCCCUUGCUUGCUGCGUUGGGAGAGUUUCAACCUUAGCUAACAUGGCAGUAUUGUUGUAUGAACUUUCUUUUUAUAGUUUUCUAUUAUUUUUUAUAUUACUUUUUUUCUCACGAUUUUAUUUGCGAGCAUCCAUGUAUCGCUGAAAAAUCGGUUCCGAAAUUAGAGAGUACUCUAUCGUGCGGCAAAUCACAAUCGCUCACGUUUCGACAUGUUGCCGAUAAUCGACGGCUACAAUAGCGUUUUUUUAUGUAUCUUUACAAAACGGUAAUUGUUUCCAGACGCACGGGACUGCUGUUCAUUUCACGAAAAAUGACUAGAAGCGACUAGCGCGUCCUGGAAAGGCUAGUAAAUGUUUUACGAAGGGCUAGUGUUCCGUAGAUUUGGGCAGAUUGAAUAUCGGCGUAAGAAUUGCACGACACAGUUUAUUGUAGAGAUAAUCAUUAAGGGAGGGAAAAUAAUUCUAUAAUCUCAGCUGAGCUUAUCGUCCCGAACCGGUUCGCCUGGUUCUAUCGCGCUCACUACUACAGACUGCAACUCGACUUAAUUGCCUGUAAUCCGGAGGAUUACGUUUACAUAAAAAUGCUCGCCAAAUGUUACGUUGUCGACUCUCCGAAAAAAAGAAAACGAUCGCGUUUCAUGUAUUUUGAUCCAGACUCGUGCGAAAAUAUCAUGGAAAGAAAAGCCUUCUGCAACGAUAAUGCAAACUUGUUUGUUUAUUACUGUUAUAUAUUUUGUAUCGAAAGUUACCAUUUCAUAUAUGUGUGACUACAUAUACGGCUUGACUCCCUGUAAAAGAACGGUUCAUUAGUGCACAUUUGUACAUAACGACGUAUAUACAUAUAUAUACCGACAAAAUAUGUAUACAGACAUAUAGAGAUCGCUUAUUUUUCCGCAAGUCGCUCCCAACUAUAAUCUUUUGAGUACUCGAGUUAAUGGUUCAUGGUAACUUGGAGAUUUUAGUCUUCGCUUCGACUUCUAUAGUAUGUGUGUAAUUCAGACCGUUUUAUUUUUCUAUUAUUUUUCAUUGAAACUUCGGUUGUGUUUAGAGGGUUGUCGCAAAUAAUUCUCGUUCUGUGUUAAUAGAGUCUGACGUGGAUUUUUCUCACAGCGUGUGUUUGUGUGUAAAGCUCUCUCUCUCUCUCUGCCUCUCGCUAUGUCUUGCAUAUAUCUUGUAAAUGGCACCUUUCUUUUUUCUCGUGAUCGCGUUAAUUAUUAUAGUUGGCAGACAAGUCCGCGGAUUCUCGAACUCUUUCUUCUUCGAGUUGUGUUUGUAAGAUAUCACCACUACAAGUGUGUGUUGGUUGCGCGCUUUUAAAAGCGUAAAUAAAUGAAAAAAAUGUUGGCAAAACGAA
Molecule: messenger RNA, 10517 nt
Organism: Ixodes scapularis (black-legged tick)
Lineage: Eukaryota; Metazoa; Arthropoda; Arachnida; Ixodida; Ixodidae
Gene: Snap25
Product: synaptosomal-associated protein 25
Exons: 9
Coding region: 362-1006 (214 amino acids)
Biological process (GO): exocytosis; synaptic vesicle fusion to presynaptic active zone membrane; synaptic vesicle priming
Cellular component (GO): SNARE complex; plasma membrane
Molecular function (GO): SNAP receptor activity; syntaxin binding
Source: RefSeq, a predicted model, not a curated record